AUGGCGCGCUCGAGGUCCAAGUCGGCCGAGGAGAACAACACCGCGGUCGCCGUCCGCGGCGGCAUGAUCUCCCGCAUCGAGUGCGACAACUUCAAGUCGUACAAGGGCCACCAAGUCAUCGGCCCGUUCAAGCAGUUCACGUCCAUCAUCGGCCCUAACGGCAGCGGCAAGUCCAACCUGAUGGACGCCAUCUCCUUCGUCCUCGGCGUCCAGUCCGCGCAGCUUCGAGGCACGGUGCUCAGGGAUCUGGUGUACGCCUUCGACCUCGCGGACAGGGAGGAAAGCAGGACCGCUUACGUCAAGCUCUUCUACGAGGCUGAGGAUGGCACCGAGAUCUGCUUCUCCAGGCACAUCGACGCGAGCGGCGCCGGCCAGUACAAGAUCGACGGCAAAACGUGCACCGCGGAGGCCUACUCGGAGCGUCUGAAGGAGCACGGCAUCCUGAUCAAGGCCAGGAACUUUUUGGUGUUCCAGGGCGACAUCGAGAGCGUGGCGAGCAAGUCCCCCAAGGAGCUCUGCGCGCUCGUCGAGCAGGUCUCGGGCUCGGCCGAUCUCAAAAAGGACUACGACGACGCGCUCAAGUUGCGCAAGGAGUGCGAGGAGGAGCAGCUCGCCUCGCUGCAGAGGCGCAAGGCCACCACCACCCUGCGCAAGCAGAUGAAGGAGCAGAAAGAGGAGGCCGAGAAGCACAUUCGCAUGCAGGAGGAGCUCACCAAGCUCAAGACGGAACACGUCAUGUUCAAACUGUACCACAUCGACCACGAGGCGGAGAGGCACACCGAGGAGAUCGAGGAGGCGAAGGAGGCCCUCAAGGAACACGAGGACCGCCUCAACGCCCUCAAGAAGGAGGAGGAGGAGAAGCGCCAGCUCAAGGCGGGCCACUCCAAGCGCGUCAUGAUGCUCGAGAGGAAAAUCGCAAAGGCCAAGGAGGACGCGGACAAGAGGAACCCCGCCGCGGUGAAGAACCGCGAGGAGACGUUGAGGGCCAAGAAGAAGCUCGAGCUGGCGCAAAAGAUGCUAGAGAGGCACUCGGCCGACGCCGAGCAGAGCGCGACUGACAUUGCCAGGCUGGAGCGGGACCUCAAGAACGUCGCCGCCGCGGAGGAGAUCUUCGAGAACGACUUCCAGGCGGAGCUCAAGAAGGGCGACAAGAAGCAGCUGGGAGCCGCGCAGGUUGAGGACUACAACAGGAAGAAGGAGGAGGCGGGCGCCAAGACGUUCAAGCUGAGACAGGAGCGCGACGGUCUCGCCGCCGCGGCCCAGGCUGACGAGGACGUUCGCAAGCGCCUGGAGGCCAAGCGGGACGAGCUCACCCAGCGCGUCAACUUCCUCAACGAGCAGAAGGAAGGGGAGCUGCGACGCAUGGCGGACUUGGAGAAGGGCCGCGACGAGGCCAAGGCUGAGCUCGACGAGGCGAGGACCAAGGACAAGGGCCUGGCGGACGAGAAGCGCAAGUCUAGGGCCAAGCAGGAGCACCUCACAAACAAAAUCGAGGAGAUCAGCGGGAAGCUUCGCGAGGCCAAGGCGGAUCGCAAGGAGUCAGAGCGCGAGGUACGCGCGCAGGAGGCGAUCGUCGCCAUGCGCAGGCUACUCCCGGGCGUCCACGGCAGGGUGACUGACCUGCUCAAGGUGACCCAGCGCAAGUACAACCUCGCCAUCAUCACCGUCCUGGGCAGAGAUGCCGACGCCAUCGUGGUGGACGACGCCGCCGUCGCCAAGGAGUGCGUCCAGUACCUCAAGGAGCAGCGCGUCGCGCCCAUGACCUUCCUGCCCCUCGAUGGCGUCAAGGCCUACGAGCCCGACGAGGGUCUGAGGCAUCUGGGCGGCUCCGCCAAGCUCGCCGUGGACGUGUGCAACUUUGACUCCAAGUUCAAGGUUGCCAUGAUCUACGCCCUGGGCAGCGACACCAUCGUCUGCGACACCCACGAGGAGGCGAAGCGUCUCACCUUCGGCGGCGAGCGCAGGUUCAAGGUUGUCUCCCUCGACGGUACCAUGAUCAGGAAGAGCGGUGAGAUGACCGGCGGUACCAGCGGCUCCUUAGAGGCAAAGGCUUCCCGCUUUGACGCCGAGGAAGUCGCCACCCUUCGCGCCGACCGCCAGGCUGCGGAAGAAAGCCUCGCAAGGCUCAAGCCCGUCGCCACGUUCGCCAUGGAGGAGCAAGAGGCCCAGGCCAGGAUGACCCGCCUGGAGCGUGACCUCCAGUACGCCGCCGCAGACAUCAAGGUGUGCGCGGAGAAGAUCGGCAAGCUCUCCAAGGACGUCGAGGUGAUGGAGCGAGAGAUUGCCUCCACCGUGCCCGAGCUCGAAAAGGCCACCGCCGAGCUCGAGAAGACGGUCAAGGCUGCGAGGGUCCUGGAGAAGAAGAUCCACGCCAUCGAAGACGAGGUGUACGCUGAGUUUUCCAAAUCCGUCGGCGUCAAGAACAUCCGCGAGUACGAGGAGAACAACCUGGCAACCUUGCAGAGGGGCGCCGAGGAGCGCGCCAAGUUUGCGCAGCAGAAGGCGAAGCUCACCGAGCAGCUCAACUACGAGCGGUCCCGCGACGUCGCCGGUCCCCGCGCCAAGGCUGAGUCGGACAUCACCAGGCACAAGGAAGACCUCGCGCGGCUGGCGUCGGAGGCGGAGAAGGCCAAGGCUGAGGCGGACGCCGCCAGGAACGAGACCGAGGGAUGGGAGAAGGACGCCGCGGCGGCCAAGGAGGAGAUGCGCGCGGUGGAGGCUGAGAUCAACGAGCUCAGGGCGCGUAACAAGGGCGCCAACACCGACGAGGCGAAGCUGCAGCGCGUCGUGUCCAACAAGACGGCGCAGGUGGAGGCGCUCCGGGAGAAUCGCGCGGAUAUCAUCGCCGCCGCCAGGAUGGAACGACUCAAGCUGCCCCGCGCGGACGACGACGAGGAGGACGAGGACAUCCUCGCGCUCCCCGCUCCCGUGCCCACCCUCGGCGACGGCAACGAGGAGGAAGCCGAGGAGGCUGAGGCGAUGGAGGUUGACGCGGAGACGACGGGCGGUUGGCGCGCGGCGGCGUUUAGGGUCAAGCUGAGCUACGAAAAUCUCCCGGACCGCCUCAAGAACGCUCCGAGGCCCAGCGACAGGGAGCGGCUGGACCACGAGCUCAGGGACGCGGUGGAGGAGAAGGCGGCGGACCUCGCCCGUUUGGAGCCCAACAUGAAGGCUAUCGAGCAGUACGAGGGUCUCAAGGAGAAGGAGGCUGAGCAGGUUGAGGCGCUGGAGGAUUCCCGCAGGAGGACCAAGGAGGCGGCGGAGGCUUUCGAUGCCGUCAUGCAGGAGAGGGAGUCGACGUUCAUGGCCGCAUUCGAGCACAUCUCCGGCGCGAUCGACAGGGUGUACAAGGAGCUCACCUCGUCCAGGAUUCACCCCAUGGGCGGCACCGCGUACCUCAACCUGGAGGACGUCCAGGAGCCCUACAACUCGGGCGUGAGGUUCAGCGCCAUGCCCCCCACGAAGCGGUUCAGGGACAUGGACCAGCUCAGCGGCGGCGAGAAGACCAUGGCGGCGCUGGCGCUCAUCUUCGCGAUCCACUCCUACCGAUCAUCCCCUUUCUUCAUCCUGGACGAGGUCGACGCGGCGCUGGACAAGACCAACGUGGAGAAGAUGGCGCAGUUCAUCCGCAACAGGAGCCACGGGACCAACCCGGGGAACGAGGGAAAGCCUUGCCAGUCCAUCGUCAUCUCACUCAAGGAUUACUUCUUCGACAAGGCGGAUUCCCUCGUCGGUGUGUGCAGGGACAUCGACCAGGCGUGCUCCAGGGUGCUCACCUUCGACUUGGAGAAGUACCCGGAGGAAAUCGAGGAGUGA
This is a messenger RNA of Micromonas commoda, 3816 nucleotides long. Its product is annotated as condensin complex component. Gene Ontology annotation, biological process: sister chromatid cohesion. NCBI's taxonomy places the organism in Eukaryota, Viridiplantae, Chlorophyta, Mamiellophyceae, Mamiellales, Mamiellaceae. The record is from RefSeq and is a predicted model, not a curated record. The transcript has a single exon. The coding region runs from base 1 to 3816 and encodes 1271 amino acids. Gene Ontology annotation, molecular function: DNA binding; protein binding; ATP binding. Gene Ontology annotation, cellular component: nucleus; chromosome; cohesin complex.